UAUCUAGUUAAAAGGCACAAAUGGCAGAAUGAUUUUCUGCCUCAGAUCUUUGAGAAUUUCUACCAAAAUAGAUAAGAUGCUCUUAGAAAGGCAAAGCAUUUGACUUGAUAGACCAUGAUCAUAAGACUUCUGCCACAGAGUUAAAUGACUCCUAGGAAAUCUAUUCUCUUUGUUGGAGAAUAUAGAAGGAAGGAUAAAAAGGAAAACAUGUAGGGAGGCAGAAGGGAGAAGCCAAUUAUCUUUAAAGUUCUCAAGAAUUGCUAUGACUAAGUAAAAUUGUAAUCAUUUGUUUUAUUGGUCACAUUCGAUGUAUAGGAUAUGUUAGUCCAGCUUUUAGAAUCAAUCAAGAUUCCUAGAAUUACAAUGAACUGUAUGAAAAACUGGAGGAUUUUGUCACAGCCUUUGUGUCUAUUGUUUGAAACUCUCUAAUUUUUAAAAGGCACAUUUACUACGGUAUUGGAUUUGCAAUAGACCGUGCAGAUGGACAAGACACUUUCAAGAGAGUGCACUUGGAACCACAUGAUCAUGUUAUCUAUUCAGGAGAGUUCAACUAUGAACCACUCUAUGAGCCAGAAUUUAGUGAUUCAACCAUGAUGAGUGACAUUUGUUGCUGUUGUAGCAGCGACGAUGAAGACUACAGUAGUACUCCUUUCACUCCUUCACCUGAUGCUCCUUUCACUCCUUCACCUGAUGCUCCUUUCACUUCUUCACCUGAUGCUCCCAUAUCAAAUAUCACUAUUAAUGAGAAAGUUCCUUCUUACUGCGGACAAGAUUUAGUGAGGGAAAAUGUCACUUCAAAUAUGUGUGAAAAAGAAUGGAAACAAAAAAACAAUGCAUAUUGCUCUGACUUGGGACCUACCUUCAAACUCUUGAAAGCCCUCUGUGCAAAUGACACACGUUCUGAAACCUCCUUGAAAGACUUGACGAAUUCCUUUGAAAACAUUUCUGCCCGCCAUUCCCUCUCGGAUAUUGAAAAAAAGAAAGAAAUUUUAACAACUUUGUCCUGGUUAAUGGAAGGAAUAAGCUCAGUUGCCUUAUCAAUAACUUUUGAAAAACAAAAACCACAGACCGUGGAUCAAAACUCCAUGGGGAUCCAAACAACUCUCAUCAGUCCAGAAUCCAUAAAAAACAAUGAAGCACUCAGGUUAAAAGCUAAAGGAGAUCAAAUGGUCAUCUACCCAAGAGCAGUGGAAGUAGCUGCCAUGAUCCCAGAUCCAAUUGCUGUGGCUUUUAUAUCAUAUGUUGGGCUGGAAUCACUCCUAGAAGAGACAUUACUGCAGAAUGGAACAGUCCUGGGCAAUGAAACACUGACAGGUGUUUAUACUAUGAACUCUAGGCUAGUAAGCGUUUUUAUCAGCAACCGCAAAACAGAUAUUUCUACCACGGUCAAUCUCACCUUUCAGCAUCUCAAGAAAAAAGUUGCCCAGGAAAAGGUUCUCUGUGUCCACUGGAUUUCUGGUGCCUUAUCCGAUCAUGGUUGCCAACAGCUCUUUUCUAACAUCACCCAUACAGAAUGCAGCUGUCAACAUCUGUCCAGUUUUGCUGUACUGACAGCCACAACUCACAAACAAGGAGAUCUGAUCCUCACCAUUAUUAGCUACAUUGGGUUGUCCAUCUCAAUCAUCUGUCUCUUCCUGUGUAUUGUCACAUUCCUCUUCUGCCGCUCCAGCCACAACAGCAGCACCUUCAUCCACCUACAACUGAGCUCCUGCCUGUUUUUUGCAGACCUCCUCUUCGUAGUUGGAAUAGAUAAAACAAGCAACAAGGUCCUGUGUUUGAUCAUAGCUGGAAUUCUGAAGUAUCUUUUUUUGGCUUGUUUUGUCUGGAUGUUCUUGGAAGCUGUGAAUCUCUACCUCAUUGUGAGAAAUUUGAAAGUUGCAAAUUACAGCGGGGCCAACAAGUAUAUGAAGAUAUCCAUGUACCUCAUUGGUUAUGGGUGUCCUGUCCUGAUUGUGGCUAUUUCUGCAGCAGUUAAACCUGGAGCCUUUGGGACUCUUUAUCACUGCUGGCUUAAUCCAGAAUUUAUCUGGAGCUUUGCAGGACCCAUCUGUGUGAUAAUUGUGGUCAACAUAGUGCUUUUCUGUCUUAUUCUGAAGACUUUGCGUGAAAAACUGGCCACUCUCAAUUCAGAGAUAUCUUCAGUCAAAAAUACCAGAUCACUGAUGUUUAAGGCCAUAGCCCAUGUGUUCAUCCUGGGUGUGACUUGGUGUUUUGGCUUCUUUCAAUAUGGUCCUUUGGAAGACAUUAUGGCAUACAUGUUCACCAUCUUCAACAGUAUACAGGGAAUCUUCAUCUUCCUGGUGCACUGCUUACUUAACCAAAAGGUGAGAGAAGAUUACUGGCGUUGGAUUUAUUGCAAGAAAGACGUCAUACCCCCUGUUUCUGAGAUAACUAUGACCUCUGUUCCCAUCAGCAACCCUUUGGCAAAUGAACCAUCUAUUAAUGAAGUGCAUAAACAGAAGAUUGAAUGGGAAGAACAACGAUAGCACACCGUCUCUCCUUUGGACUCUUUGUUUCGUUUGAAUGAAAUUGAGGGAAAUUGGGAUACAUUCAGCCAUUUUUAAUUCUCUUUCCUUGCUGAUCUCUGGAGCCAUAUUGUCUCCAACAUGGACAACUUUCCCCCCACCACAACCAGAGGUGGGUUUCAGUAGGUUCUGACCAAUCUGGAGAACCAGUAGCAGAAAUUUUGAGUAGUUCAGAGAACUGAUAGUAAAAAUUCUGAUUGGCCCUGCCCCCAUCUAUUCUCUGCCUCCCAAGUCCCAAGUGAUAGGGAUUUUGCAGUAACCUUCCCCUGCCACGUCCACCAAGCCAUGCCCACCAAGCCACACCCACAGAAACGUAGUAAAAUAUUUUGAAACCCAACACUGCCCCCAACCCAUUCCUUGUUUUAACUCACUUAACCAGAAAUAGGGUAAUUAAAGAAAAUAUAGAGAGGGCAGCAAAUCUGCUUGCCACUAACUAUAAUAUCUAGUGAAUAUGUUAACUAAAUUAAAAACACAGCCUUGAAUAACUCUAUAAUGCAGGAUGAAUUUGAAUCUCUUUUUCAUAUAUCAUGAAUAUGUUAUCAGUAUUUUUCCUAAUGGAUUGCCUUCUUAUGCAUUGAUAUUUUUGUAGAUAGAGUAUUGGAUAAAGUGUUUUUAUUUCUCAGGUAGAUAUAGAUAAUGUUCUGCAAAUUAUUUAAAGAGGCAGUUUCACUUGUGACUACUCUGUAAACCAAGUGUCAUUCUUGGAACCAUCUUAACUACUGUACAUCUUUCUCAAGAUAUGGCUCUUUCCUGUGUUGUUGGAAUUCAUAGAACACUCUUCUGCCAUGAUUUUGCUGGUUUUUAAGGAACAAUAUAUUGCUAAGACAUUGAAGUUAAGUGAUUUAUAUUUUACAUAGGUAAACUUUAUUGUUUUGCUUUAUAAUAAGAACAAUACAUUAAGUUGUUGAAUUUAUAAUUUCACUGACUGACAUUUAAUAUAUUUAUUAUUUACUUCCUUCCCUUCCCUUUCAGGGCUUUUAUAAACACACAAUUAUAUACUU
Messenger RNA from Ahaetulla prasina, 3526 nucleotides. Its product is annotated as adhesion G protein-coupled receptor E3-like. Gene Ontology annotation, cellular component: membrane. The transcript has 17 exons. Gene Ontology annotation, biological process: adenylate cyclase-activating G protein-coupled receptor signaling pathway; cell surface receptor signaling pathway. The record is from RefSeq and is a predicted model, not a curated record. The coding region runs from base 591 to 2486 and encodes 631 amino acids. Gene Ontology annotation, molecular function: G protein-coupled receptor activity. NCBI's taxonomy places the organism in Eukaryota, Metazoa, Chordata, Lepidosauria, Squamata, Colubridae.